Molecule: messenger RNA, 6397 nt
Organism: Oncorhynchus nerka (sockeye salmon)
Lineage: Eukaryota; Metazoa; Chordata; Actinopteri; Salmoniformes; Salmonidae
Product: semaphorin-3B-like
Biological process (GO): axon guidance; neural crest cell migration; positive regulation of cell migration
Cellular component (GO): plasma membrane
Molecular function (GO): chemorepellent activity; semaphorin receptor binding
Source: RefSeq, a predicted model, not a curated record
UGUGUGUGUGUGUGUGUGUGAGAGAGAGAGAGAGAGAGAGAGCCGUUGAGCAGUGGGAGAGUGAUAGAGUAUAUCAGUCAAAGAAAGAACCAAAAGGCUGAGGGAAAGAGUGUGAGAGAACUACUAUGCCCUGUCCCACUCCAUGAAUGUAUUCCCCUUCUCUACAGACGAGAGAGAGAGAGAGACUACCUUUCCUUACUCUGGACUCUACUGCUCCACCAUGGCACCUGUCACAGACAGAGAGACACGGACCUAGGAGCGCUACAGUACGAGGAACACACAGAGUACAAAGGUUCCAGUGCCACUGUGAGAAGCUGCUUCAGUCCCAUCAGAGCUGAGAGGUGAGAGGUACUGAGAGGUACAGCAGACGCAGAACAGGGAACGCCACACUACACAGGAAGGCUGAGAACCGAUUGGAGAGGAGAGUGACGACAACAUCCCAACCCAGUCCAACGCUAGCCGUGCCAGGCUACUGCCAACCCCAGGACGCCAUGAUGAUGACCGUAAUGAUGAUGAUGGCGAUGAUGGUGACAUGUAGCUCCCUGCUCCUCUUGGGGCUCAAGGCCUCCCAGGUCUCGUCCAGCGGAAUCCCCAAGACCAGCGACUCCUCUUCACCCUCCUCGUCCUCCUCACACCCAUUCUCCUCCUCCUCCCCUCGCAUGAAGCUCUCCUACAAAGAGCUGCAGCAGUUCCAUGGCGUGCGGCGGUUCGAGCUGGAGCGCUCGUGCUGUUUCAGCGCUCUUUUAUUGGAUGAGGAGAGAGGACGGCUGUUUGUGGGCGCACGCAACUUCCUCUUGUCACUCAGCCUGGAUAACAUCGCCAAGCAGGAGCACAAGAUCUACUGGCCAGCCCCGGUGGACUGGAGGGAGGAGUGUAACUGGGCAGGAAAGGACAUCAAUACAGACUGUGUGAACUAUGUGAAGAUAGUGCACCACUACAACCGCACCCACCUAUAUGCCUGUGGAACCGGGGCCUUCCACCCCACCUGCGCCUUCGUAGAGGUGGGACAGAAGAUGGAGGACUAUGUGUUCAGGAUCGACCUGUCCAAGGUGGAGGAUGGGAAAGGGAAAAGUCCAUAUGACCCCCGUCACCCUGCAGCCUCAGUACUGAUAGGUGAUGAGCUAUAUGCGGGUGUGGCCACAGACCUCAUGGGACGAGACUUCACCAUCUUCCGCAGUCUGGGGGGACGACCAUCCAUCCGCACUGAACAACACGACUCACGCUGGCUCAACGAGCCUAAGUUUGUGGGUUCGUUCUGGGUGCCAGAGAGUGAGAACCCAGACGAUGAUAAGAUCUUCUUCUUCUUCCGGGAGACGGCGGUGGAGGCUCAGGGUCUGGGGAAGUCCACCUACUCCCGCAUCGGACAGCUCUGCAGGAAUGAUAUGGGUGGCCAGCGUAGUCUGGUCAAUAAGUGGACCACCUUCCUGAAGACUCGUCUCAUUUGUUCUGUGCCAGGCAGUGACGGCAGUGACACCUACUUUGAUGAGCUCCGGGACGUAUUCCUGCUGCAGACCAGGGACAGGAAGAACCCUCUGGUCUACACCGUCUUCUCUACCUCUAGCAGUGUAUUCAAGGGAUCAGCUGUGUGUAUCUACACCAUGAAUGACAUCCGCAGGGCCUUCCUGGGGCCCUUCGCCCACAAAGAGGGGCCAAACUAUCAGUGGGUCCCCUUCCAGGGCAAAGUCCCCUACCCACGCCCUGGCAUGUGCCCCAGCAAGACGUUCGGCAGUUUCGAGUCCACCAAGGGUUUCCCUGACGACGUGAUCCAGUUUGCGCGUCACCACCCUCUGAUGUUUAACCCUGUAUACCCCCUGAACCGCCGGCCAGUCUUCCUGAGGACCAACGUAGACUACAGCUUCACCCAGAUCGCUGUGGACCGGGUGGGCGCCGCAGACGGGCAGUAUGACGUCAUGUUCAUUGGCACAGACAAAGGGACCGUGCUGAAGGUGAUCUCUGUACCUAAAGAGAGCUGGAAGAACAUGGAGGACCUGCUACUGGAAGAGCUAGAGGUGUUCAAGGAUGCCUCAUCCAUCAUUAACAUGCAGAUCUCCUCAAAGCGGCAACAGCUGUAUGUGGGUUCAGACACGGGUCUGGCCCAGGUUCCUCUGCAUCGCUGCAGUGUCUAUGGGAAGGCCUGUGCUGAGUGCUGCCUGGCCAGAGACCCAUACUGCGCCUGGGACGGCACCUCUUGCACCCGCUACCUUCCCAACACCAAACGGCGUUUCCGUCGUCAGGACGUGAGGAAUGGAGACCCCAACACGCUGUGUUCAGGAGACCACCACAAGCACCGCGUGGCAGAGAGGAGGCUGUUUGGGGUGGAGGGGAGCAGUACCUUCCUGGAGUGUAUCCCCAAAUCCCUGCAGGCCAGAGUGACCUGGACCUUCCAGAAACACCCCCACAACCCCAGGGAAGAGCUGCGUCUAGAUGACCGUGUCCUGCACACAGAGCGGGGACUGUUGGUAAGGAGGGUACUGAAACGUGACACGGGCCUCUACCAGUGCCACGCCAUGGAGCACGGCUUCACCCAGACCCUACUGGACAUCACACUGGAGGUAGUACCCUCCUCUUCCUCCUCCCCCUCUCCACCCGCUGACUCUCUCCUCCGAUUGGACCCCGUAGUGGCGGCCCCCUCCACCAGUCAGAAGAUGUGGUACCGGGACUUCAUGCAGCUGGUGGACCACCCCAAUCUUAGCACCGUGGACCAGAUCUGCGAGCAGGUCUGGGCGCGCAAGAAUGCCCAAUCGGGAAAGAGCUUCCCGGCUUCUCCUGCCAAACAGGCCCCGCCCCUCGGCCCUGUGGUCCAGACCCCUAACAAGAAGUGGAAGCAUCUUCAGGACAUCCGCAAGGGGAGGAACCGCCGAACCCACGACGGGAAGCCCUCCCCACGAGCACCGCGAAGCGCAGGGGAGUAACAACAGUCAGAGAGAGGAGAAGGAGAGGGACUGAUACAGACAGAGUUUAGGGAGAGAGGAAAAAAGAGGAGGAAAAGAGAGGGACAGAGACUGAUAGAGACCAAGGACUUAUGGAGGGGGUCAACCACACACACACAGCACCUCCUUCUUUGUGAAUAUUUACCUUCCGACACCCCACUAUCUACUGCCCCAUGAUGCUUCACUCUUCCCUGACACCUGACCCCUGACUACCACCCCUUGCUUGUAUUGCCUUCUAUUAAUACCCCAUCCUAAUUCUAUCUGCCCCAGCUGUCAGUCACUUUGUAUGCACUCUGCUGGAGAGCUUCUGAUAGAGACCUCACCACAGCAGAAUAAACUGAACAGACAGCCAGACAGACAGACAGCCAGACAGACAGCCAGACAGACAGACAGACAGCCUAACAAGUUAAAGGAUGGCUCAGUGUGUGUAACUCAAUCUCUCAACGGAAAUACAACUGGCUCGUAACUGGAAUAUCAGAACGGAAACAGACAUACACACAUUUACAACCCAUGAUGACAAUGAAUUUGAUGAUGAUGUGGAUGACAAAUUGUGAGAUGGACAAAAACAAUGGGAUCAAGACAGAAUACACAUAACUCCAAAUGCAGAUUGAUCCACGUAGAUAUAAUCACAUUUCACGUGUUUUAUAUGCAAAGAUAACAUAAUGUAGACGUGUGCUUUGUGGUAGAGCUAGGCUUUUGAUAUACUUCUUAGCAUUUUGGUCCAAACAACUACAGAUUGGAGAAGGCACUGUACUGUCAUUCCAGUGUAUAUAGAGUACUCACAAUGAGGGUAGAUUCUGAAGCAGAGAGAGUGUACAGGAUCAAUAGAAUGGUUCUAUUGUGAUUUUGUUUUUCAAAAUGGCUGACAAGGUAGAGCAAGUGGAAGAUAUUCUACAUAUAUGUUCAUGGGGUGACGAGAAAUAUGUCUUGUGUUUUAUUUAGUCUUUUAUUUAAAUGACCUGUGUGUAUUUUCUGAUUGUAAUGACUUGUGUUGUGUGCUGACACAAUUACAUGUGGGAGUUGAGAUGGUACUAGUGACAGACUGCACAACAUCAAUGUGUAGGUGGGAUUGCAAGGCCUUGUGAAAGAAUAGUAGACUUUAAAUACGACAUCCCAUCUUUGGGCUAAAAGCAUGAUAUUUAUGUGUGAAAACAUCUUGAUUCUUAUUCUAAAUGGUACCUACUUUGUUCUUUUACACUGUUUAUGUAGAUGUGUGUGUGUGUGUGUGUGUGUGUGUGUGUGUGUGUGUGUGUGUGUGUGUGUGUGUGUGUGUGUGUGUGUGUGUGUGUGUGUGUGUGUGUGUGUGUGUGUGUGUGUGUGUGUGUGUGUGUGUGUGCGCGCGCGCAUGUUGGCAAGAGAGCUGAAGAGUGUUUCUGGUCAAUUCCCUGCUAUGUAAUAUGUUCAUUAUAUCAUAAACACAUACAGACAAAUAUCACCACUGAGGUGCCAAGAAUUGCAAAAAAUGACAGUUUUGUCUGAAUUCAAGGACAAUAAUCAGGUACAAUAAAACAAAAUGAUAAAGUACAGACAUUAUAAGAACUCCUAUCCUUGCUGCUUUUUCUGUAGGCCCGUUUCUGUGUGUCAAUUACACAGGAUACCGUUGCUGCCUUGUGUUCAGCAAAACCUGUUAGAGUAGAGCGCAACCUAGUGAUUUUUCCGUGUACAGACCUGGCCUGGUCCAAGGACUUUCUGUGGUGAUUCAAUAUACAGACAUAUAGUCUGUUGUGAAAGACAAGUGGCUUUGUAAAAUAAAACAUGCUUUUACUUUUUCCCUUAUCCCAGUGGAAUCUACGAGAUCGUUUAGAUGUAUUAAAUCCUGUCUGUUAUUUAUACCUGCUUUAUAAAGAUGUCAUUAUUAACUCUUGAAUGACUGAGGAAAAUAAGUUAAGUGGACUGUAGUUUUGUGCUCUUUAAUUGCAUGACCAAUGUUAGUGGCUACAUAUGGACAUUGGAGACUUUGGUUGCCUCCCUAAAUGGCACCCUAUUCCCUAAAGUGCACUGCUUUUGACCAAGAUCUACAGGGUUCUGGUCAAAAGCAGUGCACUAUGUAGGGAAUAGGGUGCCAUUUGGGACAUACUCUUUGAGAUAACCCAAAGGUCUGCAGAUGGCGAUAUUGAGUCAUUUCAUUUUACCGUCCAAAUGGAAUGGAAUGCAGCCGGCUGUACACUCAUGUCCCACGUCGACCUGUUCGUACAUAAAACAUUCUCCAUUCAGGCUACAAAUGUAUACAUUUCAUCCUUAACUUGAUUUAAUGGUGAGAAAGCAGAUAGAAAUGGGGAAAAUAUGCAUACUUUAUGAAACACCAUUUUCCACCACCAUGCUACAGUAGCUAAUGCUAGUCCUGGAUGAUGCAUAUCGUGUUCAGCCAAUCAGGUUGCAGCAAUACGCAACAUCCAAAUAUAAAAUAAAAUAAAAUUGUAUUGGUCACAUAAACAUAUUUAGCAGAUGUUAUUGUGGGUGUAGCUAAAUGCUUGCGUUUCUAGCUCCAAUAGUGCAGUAGUAUCUCACAAUUCACAACAAUACACACAAAUCUAAAAGGAAAAUAAUGGAAUUAAGUAAUAUAUAAAUAUUAGUACUAAUAUUUAGCUACUCUACCAUGAUGGUGGAAAAUAGUGUUUCAUAGUGAAAGUACGCAUAUUUUCCCUGUUUUUUCUCUCUACCUUCUCGCAAUUAAAUUGGGUUAAGGAGAAAAUGGAUGCCUUAGCAGCCUAAAUGGAGAAUGUUUUAUGUACGAUCCGGUCCAGGGGGAUGGGAGUGUGUACAUUCCCUUUGGAUGGUAGGAUGAAACGACUCAAUAUUACCAUGUGCCGGCCUUUGGGCUACUUCUGAGAAGUGCGACUGAGUUGAGAAAGCACAAUGUCAAUAUGGUUAUGCUAUGUAUUUAUGUGUGCAGAUAAGCUAAUAUGACGUGGAGGAUUUUUUAGUUUUCUUGUAGAGACUAAGGGCUCUAUUCAAUCUGUAUUGCUGAAACGGUAGAGUUUGCACACUAGAAAUGUUAAGGCAGUUUCCGAUUGAGCUGCCUUUAAAUUUCAAUCACGCUGUAACGCUGAACUUCUGUGAUACGGAUUGAAUAGAGCGCUUAUAUUUGUACCAUAGGCCUACACAUUCUCCCAAAAAUACCAUCAUUUAAAAGAUCUUUCUGUAAAUGUUGAUCCGGUUGUCCAAUUAGCAUCAUUGUUCUUUACACUGCCCUCCAAUCGCUGAUCCUUUCUAUUCCUUGCUAUGUUACGCACCCCAACAUUAUUUCUGAGAGAGAAAGAGUGUGUGUGUCUGUGUGCGUGCGUGAGUGUUUUGUGUAUAUUUGGGGGAAAGGAGAGCUGAUAUUGGUUAAGGAGGAGAGGUGGUCUGUGAAGACAGUUCAAAGUUCAAGGCCAAAGUUGACAUGGUGCACUGUAUUACUUCCAAAGUCCUUUGUGGAUUGUUAAUGUCAGAUUGUUUUUAACACAAUAAAAUACCCAGUUACUUUA